UAAACUCCUCUUGUUCACUUCUAACAACUUACUAGGCAAUAUGGGCUGCCUAAGUCUUAAAUUUUUGAAUUGUAAGAUGAAAUGGACUUGCUUUCAUCUCAUGGCAUGUGUGGUAAUAUGGGCUCAGCAAACGGAUGCUUUUUUGUAUCGAGUCUCGAAUAGACUGAGCAAGGAAAGUGUUUGUUACACAAACAAUAGUGAAUCUGCUGUCGUUUUGGUGCCAUCUUUGAACGAUUUGCAAGAGGAGCAUGCAAAACCAGAUUGGAAAAGUAUCAGACAAACGUCUCAGCUACUGAAGGAUUUCAAUUGUGAUUUGUCGAAGAGCCCCAUUUGUAAAACUUGGAGUUACAAUAAUGAUUUUGAAGUUGUUAGCAAUUUGAAAAAUGGCCAAGAUCAAUUUGAACCAAUAACAGACAUCAGGUGGAAGGAUUUACCUGUGGCUCUUACACACGGACAAUUUGACUUUACAAGGCUAAGCAGAUUACCUGGAAAUAAUGGAAUAUUCCAAUUAUCGAUCCUUGCAAACUCUAGCGCGUCGAUACUGAUUACUCAAGAUGAUUCUUUGAAAAGUGGGUACAGAAUCUCUUUUGAUGGAUGGAACAAUAGUUUAGAGUCCAGGAUUGCGUAUUGCAAUGAAAUUUUAUCAUCUGAAACUCCAAAUUGUGAAACUAUCGUUCACUAUAAGAGUAUUUCUCAACCGAUUUUGGAUAGAGGAAGGCAGUGGGUCCUGAUAAAACUAAAAUACACAAUGGCAAGGGACUCUGCCAAAAUCUAUGUUUCUUUACCCAGCAGCAAUACAUUACUUACUUCACCAAGCACAAACUCCAGAGUACCAAUUAAAAGUGGUCAUUGGAAUGUUGCUGUGACAUCAUUCGACAGCAUAAGAGGCCUCUUUAGAAUACAUGAAUACAAAUAUUUGCAACCGAUUCGCGAUAAAGGGAGCAUGUCUGUUUCCCUCCAGGUUUCAAAAUUGCAAGAGAUGUUAUGCUUUGAUGUGAUUUACAUCUCAAACGAAGUAAUCAGUGUGAGGUUGGUGAAAGAGAAAGUCAAUCUCAAGAACUUCACAAUACCAAGUAGCGAAGGCAGAAAAAAAUGGUCAACACACAGGAUGAGCUACCAAAUUGAUUGGACAGGCAAUUUGACGAUUAUUAUAGAGACGACGACUGCUAGUACAUAUAUUGGAGGAGUUUUCUUUUGUGACGAAGGCCCUGUAAUAUCAUCAAAAGGAAAAUCAGAAAUAUGUCAAGAUCUAAGUCUUUCUAAUAUUUCAACAGCAAAAAAUAAUUCAAAUAUUAUGAAAUUUCCCGAUCAACUUGGAGCGUCAGAGUUAUUAAGUUUAUGCAGUAAUGUUGGUGAAGAAGUCUGCCAAAAUGUUGACAUUUGCGACUCCAAGGGUUGUAUUUGCAUGUUUGGGUUAAUACAACAAAAUUCUGAUAUUUGCAAGAGCAAUUGCAGAGGAUAUUAUUGUCAAUGCCAAGAUCUUAUCAAAGUAGUUUCCAAAGCACACAGCGCUCAACUAAACUUCUCAUCAAGAUGUAAUGACGCAUUUGGGGGAAUAGAUCUCAUCGUUAAAUAUGGAAAGAUGUAUGACUAUGCUAACUGGAUAAGCGUUAAUUUAUCAAGAGCAAGGCCUGUAAUUGAAAUAGACAAAUUGGAGCCAAAAGCAGAAUAUGUCUAUGAAAUGAAAAUACACAAAGAUAGAAUUCUGUAUAAAAGAUUCAACAGCCUGCUGGGCUUUGGCAGUUUCAUUACGCAAAAAUGCAAAUCCAUAAACGGUUCAAAUGUGAACAUAUGGGUGAGUUGGUCAACCAUAAAUGUGACAGCAUCAGAAGACUCAGAAUUGUGUCACCUGGAUGCUUUAGAAAUACAAUUUCCUAACGGCACAAAGCACGUGAUAAGUCUUGAUGGUAAAAAGGUAAUAAGUGAGGAUUUUAAAUUUGAAGCCGAUAUGAGCUACAUCAUCUCAGUUGUCGAUUCUGAAGGACAAACUGUCACAAAAUUACAGUCUUUCAAAAUAAGUUCUGAUACUUCUCAUAUAUUCAUUACGUACUUCAUCAAUGCGAGUGGCGCUCUAUGUGUAUUUUGCGUUUUGGCUCUGUCAUUUUUUGCCUUCAAAAAAUACAAGAAUCGUAAUGAAGGUACUGCCAACAACCUUCUUGAGAUGACGCAAAGUCCUAAAGUGGAAAUAAAUGAGCCCGUCGCCUUAAGCAAAAUCAUCAAAGUAUCCGACUUCGAGGAAUAUGUGGAAAAAGCAACAAAAACAGAUUUACUGAAAAGGCAACACGAGCUCGCUCCACGUGGCCAAACGUUGCCCUGGUUGGUCGGAAAUGACCCAACAAACAAGAAAAAGAACAGAUAUAACAAUCUGAUGGCAUAUGACGCAACAAGGGUUGUGUUGGAGCAAUUUCAAGGUGGAUCUUCAGACUACAUAAACGCCAGUUACAUUGACGGGUACAAGAAGCCACGCGCAUACAUCGCAACUCAAGCCCCAAAAAAGCAGACCGUUGUGGACUUUUGGCAGAUGAUUUGGCAGGAAAACGUGCCCGUAAUUGUCAUGCUAACGAAUCUCAUUGAAAGCAACAAGGUGAAAUGUGAAAAGUAUUGGCCAGAUUUGCAAAAAAGUAUUAUCCAUGGCUCACUGGAAAUUCAAAACGACAUUGAAGAGAUUUUCAGCGAUUUCAUCGUUCGUACUCUCAACGUAUCCCAAGGUUCCGCCUCAAGAACGGUUGUGCAGAUGCAUUACACAGGGUGGCCCGAAGAAGGUGUACCAUUCUAUCCGCAAUCUGUAGCAACUUUUGCAGCAAAAAUCGCAAACAUCACAAAUGGCCUGCCAAUUGUAGUUCAUUGCUGUUCUGGAAUUAGUAGAACCGGCGUAAUUGUUUUGGUUGAUGUGUGUAUUCGAAUGGCAAGAGCGGAAGGUUCUUUGGAUAUUGCGAAGACCUUUGGUGAAAUGCGAAGCCAAAGAGUGAAUUUUUUAGACAAACAGUGUCAAUACGAAUUUGCGCAUCUGGUCCUCUUGGAAGCCCUAGUAAUGCCACACUUUUCUAUUGCCUGUGAAAAUUUUCAGACGGAACUCAAGGACUUGUUUAGCCAGAAUUACACACGCCUGUCAAAACAGUACAACACACUUAACGAAAUCUGCGAAAGAGAAUGGAAGAGGUCGAAGCGGAUUGGCUUGGAAAAUGACAUGAACGAUUACCAGGAUGUAGUCAGCACGCCUGCUCAAUUAGUGCAAAUUUAUCAACAAGAAAUGAACACACGAGCGACGGUCACUAGUGCAGUAUACGUUGAUGGAUUCAAGAAAAACAAGCAGUUUAUCGCGACGAAAAUGCCCAAAGCCGAGGAUGUAGAAAUUUUCUGGAAAAUGGUGCAACAACACAAAUCUGAGCAGAUAUUUAUUUUGAAUAAUUUGCUGAAGGAACAGGAAUCUUUCCUAACCCAUUCACGCCAAAAAUUUGAAGGUUUCUCAGUGGUCUUCAACACUCAAUUUAAGCUACAGAAUUGCGCGAUAAAAAAAUAUACAAUUGAAUCGGGGGCUCAAAAUUCGUUCAUGGUGAAUGUCCUGUGUUUCAAUAAAUGGGCCCCGACUCAAAUUCAAGGACCAAAACCUAGCGAAUUGAUUGAACUUUGGGAAGAAACUGAGUUGGCACGUCGAAACUCUAUCAGUAUUGUAGUUUGCAAUGAUGGAAUUACUGCUUGUGGACUCUUCAUCAGCGCAGGAUUUGUUGUUGAAAAGAUAAAAAUGGAGCAUGAAGUGGACGUUGCAUUGGCCGUGCGUAUUCUAAGAAAAUCCAGACCAAAGUUUAUAGCUUCGCUGAAACAAUAUGAAGCACUGCAUCUGGCUGCACAGGCGUAUCUUCAAAAUUUUGAUAAUUAUGGCAAUUUUGAUGGAAAUUUUGAGCCGAAUUGAAGUCUUGAUAACAACAGGAAUAUUAUAAUAAAAUAUUCAUAAAUUAUUAAAUGACAUUUAAUUAUGCUAGAUUUAAAUUAAUAAAAAUUAUGAAAAUGGAAAGAAGAAAACAAGGCAGCAAAAACUAGUUACAACAUAAUUUAUUAGUAAGAGAAUUUAUUCAGGUUUAAUGAUUUAAGUUCUAUUUUAUUUCAUUUUGAAAAUUUGUA
Molecule: messenger RNA, 4119 nt
Organism: Neocloeon triangulifer
Lineage: Eukaryota; Metazoa; Arthropoda; Insecta; Ephemeroptera; Baetidae
Product: receptor-type tyrosine-protein phosphatase alpha-like
Exons: 26
Coding region: 41-3910 (1289 amino acids)
Biological process (GO): protein dephosphorylation
Molecular function (GO): protein tyrosine phosphatase activity
Source: RefSeq, a predicted model, not a curated record